CCCAGAGCCAUUAUCUGUUGACACACUCUGUACUGAUGGUCACUUCUCCCUCAGGAAAGAUGAAGCCACUCACCACAUAACAGUUUGCAGAUUGAUUUAAACCAGUUGAUCAAGCAGCACUUUACAAUCGUUUUCUUUCUGACUGGGAGUUGAGACGAAUGAAGGAAGUAUCCAGUUGUUAAACAAACUACUGACUGAAAAAGGAACAUUAUCUGAGGGAAGACACAAGGUGGAAAGGCUGACUCUUUCUGGGACUGAAGUUUGCUCAAAAUGCUCAUGCUUGACUGUUUGCCUGGAAAACAAGACCCAAUGGAUCCAGCUGCAAUGUUUGGACAGGUGCUGAGGCCAAAUCUAGCAACCAAGUUGCUGGGGAAACUGAGAUCACUGAAAUCACAUGGACCAGGAAAUGAAUAUCUACACCAGGCACAUUCUGCAAUUAAUGACAAUGCCAUCAAAGUUGUUAAACAUUUGAUGUCGGGCUGCAUUUCACAAUCAUGCAUGCCAAUAACUCACCAUUGUGAAAUCCAGCCAUUCCAACAUAUGGGCCGACUAAAGCAUGAUAUUAAACCCGAGAACAAACACAGCCUCACUUACUCCCUGCACCCUGGCUCCCACACUGGGCUUUUUCAAUCACUUGAGGCCAAUGGAGGUCAAAUCGAGCCAGUAGAUCUUUCACUGAACAAGAGACAUUCUCCACGUAUGUCAAGUUCCCCUUCAUCUCCUUACUCACUGACUGCGCUGUCUUCCACAUCUCCUACAAUGAAUAUACCUCGCUCAAGCUCACCUAAUAAAAGGUCACCUCAGCCUCCCAUCAGCAUGGCAUUAACCAGCCCCACAGUGCUUGCUACAAGCCACCUGUUAUCCCGUUCGACCAUCCCAGGCUCAGGAUUGUACCCAGUGAUUCACCCAGUGGUGGUACAGCCUGUCGUAUAUACUCAGCCUAUAAUGGUUCCUACUAUGUUAAAGGACGAGAUGAGGAAUAAUCAGCAAGGUUUUCAUAUGCAAUGUGCGAUCUCUGGUCCCCGACAUCUCCCUAGGCAGCAACAUCCGCAGUUCUGUAACCAUUCAAGAGGAGUUCAAUUCCUUAACUCCGAUGAUCAAAGUCACAUGAUGAUGAAAGCGAUAAAGUGCAAGCAGGAAUAUGACCUGUUAGAUAACUGCAUCAACGAGGUGUCUUCUUCAGUCCUCAGUCCUAUGCAGCCAGUUACAUCGCAUGAGAGUCAUACUCCUUCAGUUAUCGUACAUACUGCUGGAAGACCACAUCCCAUUGAAUCACCAGAUACUCAAAGGAAACGUCGCAUACACAGAUGUGACUUUGAGGGAUGUAACAAAGUGUAUACAAAGAGUUCACACCUCAAGGCACAUCGGCGGACACACACAGGUGAGAAACCCUACAAGUGUACUUGGGAAGGUUGCACGUGGAAGUUUGCCCGUUCGGAUGAGUUGACCAGGCAUUACCGGAAGCACACCGGCAUCAAACCCUUCCAGUGCCCUGACUGCGACCGCAGCUUCUCUCGUUCAGACCACCUUGCCCUGCACAGAAAGCGUCAUAUGCUGGUCUGAGUCUGUCACUGUUCGCAAUGUCGUCCAGACCAGAUACAAACUAUUCUCAUAGUUUUUCUUAACCAAGAUUCAGCUGGGCCGAAUCCUUCAACAGAUGAACACUUCCAUGUUUUCAGCACUUCAAACACAAACAAAACUCAUUUGUUAUGUGCAGGGGUCAUGGUUAACAAUAAGGGUGCCCUUACAUUAAUGCAUAGCAUUCCCCACUUUGUAGUCUCAUUUGUUCACUGAAAUUGUCAGAAUUUCUUUUGAUUAAUAAGCCUUAAUGUUCUUGCCAGAGAGAUUCCCUCUUCACAGUAGAAUGCUGCUCUUUGCCACUUCCUUCACCAAGACCACACCUCGUCUAAAAUGGAUUUUUUUUGUCAAAAACAUUGUCAAUGCUGUCUCUUUAUUGUGCAGAGAUUGGUUUGUACUUUGAAUUGUAAUAUUUUAGUUGUGAGGGUGGAGGACUUCAGGAAAUUCAAUCCCUAACAACUGUGAAAGAAGGAAAAGCCUCAAGAUAUGAUUGGAGGAAACAUGCCCACUAUGACCCUCAUCACCAUAUAGUGACAGUUCUUCAGUAUUUUUGUUGAAGAUGAACUCCCUACAGCUAGCUUCAGUGGUUAAAUUUGUAUUUCAAUAUCAACUCAAGCAAGUUAAUGAAGUUAAGCACCAAAGAUUCACCAACAAUGACUUUUCUUCAUAUUGUUCCACAUUGGAAGCCUCCAGGACUUGCCAAUUCCAUUAUCAGAAAUUUCAACCAUCAAGAGACAAAAUUACCAUUUUCGCAAGUGGAAGUUCCAUACUUUCAAUCGUGAUGCUCAAAUUUGAUAAAGGAGGAAGAAGAAAAGAAAAUCUUUUACCCCUGAGGUUAUAAGCAUGUGGUUCUGCAACAUAGUCAUUGUCCUUCACUAUAUUGCCCAUCCUUUCAUUGUUGAUCGGUUUACAUAAUUUUACUUGUAGAUCAUGUUCACCCACUUAAGAAACUGGGCAAGCACAAGUGAAAAAAGCAGUUCACAGAACAAAUGGUUUUAAUAACAAAGAAAAAUUGAAAUGUUCAAUAAUUACUAACAACAUGCAAAAUUGUCCAUAUAUCAAGAAUAGUAAAUUAUACACUAAUUUGACAAAUUUUUCUUCCUUAUAACCAUAGAUAGUUAAAAAAGAUGUGCUGUGAAAUAAGUGUACAUCAUUUAAAAGUCAUGCGAUCACUUAUUAAACUUAACAGUAUUGGCUUAGUUGUGGGCAAUAGAAAACAAUAGUUCUAUUUACAUUAGAAAACACAAAUACUGUUUAAUCAUCUGAGUGAGUAAGGAGGUUGUUUCAAUUUCAGUUUCAAAGAUUUCAGUUCCUAUCAUAAGUUAUUCAAACAGCAUAACACAUCUGUAAUUGUACAGAUAUUCUUGACAUAUUCCUUUGACCAGUAGAAUGCAAUGUUGGUUUGAUGACGCAUUAAUCAAAUGCAGCAGUUGUUGUGUUCCAGUAAAGUCAAUCCCAGAACACCCUAAAGGAACCAGGUGUAAUUGGUGGAAAGAAAAAUUGAGGAAAUUAGUGUAAGAAAGUAUAAUCUGCUAAUAAGACAUUUACUGCAACAUCUGUAAUAUCUUACUUUAAUUAUUCUAAGGUAUUGGGGUAAUAAUAUUAAGCUGCUCAAAGAACAUCAAUCAUGUUAACUCUUUCUUAAAUACUUUUACUAUUGGUUCAUUGCUUGCAGUUGUUAAGAUUUUAUAAGCUCUCAUUGUAGCCAGUCAACAAAUUGAAUGAUCUGAGUAUAAAUAGCAGAACUAAUUUUUCUAUAUACCACUGGGACAAGUGUCAACCCUGGUUUGUGUAACAUUACUGUUACAAUCACCAAAUACAUUUGAAAAUGCAGUUUAUUGAAAUCCAAUUUUUUCUUGUUACUUCCAUAUUUUGAAAAGUAAACUUUCACUGAAUUGGAAUGGCUUUUCAAAUUUAUUCACUACAAACUUUUCCAAUAAGUUUAUUGUAAUAUUUUUCAUUCAAGAUUUUAAAUGAACAGAAAAACCCAAUGAUGGACCAACAUGACUUAUAUUAAUAUAAAUUUCAAUUACCUGUGAAAAUAUGUUUAUAAGCCACACACUGCUAACACAUUCAGCCAUAAAUCACAGCUUUUAAAAUACACAUCUUGAAUUAUUUCCCUAUAUUUAGAGACUGAAUGUAAGUAAUCAUCAUCACAUUUGUUUUCAAUCUACUUUCAUGUUUUGAGAAAACAUUUGCUGUAAGGUGUGCAUUGUGACCACUGCAGCUGAUUUGAAUAUGAAUUUAAAUCAAUAAUCACUUCAAUGCAAACCAAUCUAUCAUAUUGCAUAAAUUAUAUUCUUGCAAUGUGAAAUACAUUUAUUUUUACAGACCACCAAUGUUGUUAAAAGCACUGACCAGUUUGAGACUCAGCCCAGAAAAGAAGUUAAUAAAGUCAGUCCCCAAUUUGUACAGAGUUAGUUAAUCCCAACCCAGACCCUCCUGAUUAACACUGGAGAUUCUACAAUCAGUGCCUAGAAAAAAAUGAAAGCAGCAGGACUUUCCAUUUACAAUCAAAAUCAAUAACUUGCUGCAAUAAAGCAGAUGUAUGUGUGGCUGUCAGGGAGGGAUGUGGCUGUGAAGUCAUUAAUGGUUAAAUGGGCCACCACUACCCAGUGGCUGCAAAUGAAGAUUAACUAAUUAUUAAGUAACUCAGGGACAUUGGGGAUAGAGGUAUCUAGAUCUAUAGACUGCAGCCCAACAGUACACCAAUCAGUUCAGGGACAAAAUUGGAGGUAGAUUAGUUUUCUUUUUCAGUUCAUUUUGGUUGAAAAUUUGGGGGUUUUAUUUAUCAUCUUGGUAAGGUUUCACUUAAGGUGAGCUUUCUACAGUGAAUAUAAGAAAUUCACCACAUGGAAAGUUAGAUCCAAGAGGAUCAAAACUCAUCUUUAGUUGUUUUCACUAACUAUGUGAUAUAAUAAUGCCUUCGGAUUAAAAUCCGUAUCAGUGCAAGUGACCAAAGGUGAAUUUUUAACCUCUCUGAAGUUUAUAAUUUCAACCAACAUGUGAAUGCUAAGAAGAAGAAGUAAACAUUCUAGGUGUAAUGCUUCAAAGCAGAAGUUUGAGUGUAGGUCAUUGCUGAUAGGAAUGCCUGUCUGAAUUUGAAUUACAAGUGAUGCUCUGCUUCGGGGGCACAACAUGUUACAUUCUGUGCAAUAGGACAAGAAUAGUAGAAACCAGAAGAUUCACAACCAACUUGGUAAAAUGUUGCUAAACAUUGAAAUAUGUGAACGUAGCGUCUUGUGGCAGCUGGCCUGCCUUGUGGACAGUAGUCAUUCAUAUUUUGUGGUUCAUAUCAAAGAGUGACUUAUUUCCUGUAAGGAAGUGGAGAGGGUGACCUGUUGAAGAAUUUAAAAUAAAAUGCACUUGAAAAUGGGUGCAAUCAGAUAAUGUUCACAACAUGAAUAAUAGAUGUGGGGAUAAUUUUUUUGGAGGGAGCUGUAAGAGUAAGUAACCUCCCUCCUUCAAAAGAAAACAAUAAAUAAUAAAGCAGUGAGAGUUUUAAAAGACUAUGAAACACCCCAUUAUGUGCUGUGUCAUAUACUGAGAUGGGAAGGGGGAUUUUGAUGCAUACACAGUUUAAAUCUAUUCUUCUCAGCUUAGAUACCUAAAAUGUGAAUUUUUAUUUUUUUUGAGGGGAACGUACACUUUGGUUUAGAAUUUGGUUUCGGGAUAAUAGCUAGAGAAGCUUAUUGUGACACUUAAUAAAAUAAAAGUGAUGCUGAACAGAUGAAAUAAAAGGUUAUGAUUUUAACAAAUAUGGGUUUCUUUAUAUUUUCAUUAUCACAUACAGGAGCAAUUAUAGAAAGAGUUCUGAACCAACCCUGACAAGAGCACAUGAGGUGAAUGGCUAAUCAGAUUCCUACAGUGCACAAGGACGAUACUUAUUAGGCAGUGUAUGUAGCUGUCAACCCUACACUUUUUAAAAAUUAUUCUUUAAAAGUUUAGUUUUAAUAUGCAGAGCUUUUAACAGUUGCACUCAAGCAUUGUUUCUGUUGUACAGCAGUAUUUUGUUUGGUUAACUAGAAAUUAAACCCUCAAUAAUGGCCCCACUGACUGAUCCAUGAAUUUGAUAUCCAUGAAUGCUGAGGUGAAAAAUUCGUUUUCAUGCUGAGAUGAGAGCAGUGUAACAGUGAUUUUUAAAAAAUUUUGCUACAUUAUGUUCAAAAGGGUUCAAGAAAAAAUGAAUAAUUUGCAAAGUAAUUCACAAGGUUGAGUGAUUAAUUCAAACCAGAAGGUGGCUAAGUUAUAUGACCCUCACCAAUCUAAUUUGACUUCAUUGGAUGGAUUUCAUCAGCAUCAAACGGGGCACUAGACUGGUAGGAAAAGAGAAUCAGUGUCAUUGCAGCAGUGAUACAAUCCUGUUCAGACUGCCCUCUUCCCCACAUAUCCCCAAACUCUCCACCUUCUCCAGAUUUUCCGACUGGUGCCUGAUGUGUUCUGAUGAGACUGCUGCAACAGAGAGGAAAGCUGGAGGAAAAAAAAGCUAAUUCUGUCAGAAAAAAACAUCUGAUUUUCAAAAGUGUGUUAUAAAUUCUUACUGAAAAUACUAGAAACACUCAGCAGGCCAAGCAGCAUCUGGCAAAGGGUGUUCGACUCUGUUUCUCUUUCCACAGCUGCCACCUGACCUAUUGAGUGUUUCUAGUAUUUUCUGUUAUAUAAAAAGCAUCUGCUGUUUACUGUUGUUUUUAUUUCAAAUUCUCGUAAAGAUCAUAGAAAUUUCACUGGAAGUCAUUAUGUUAUUACUCCCGUUUGUGAAAAUACUUCUCCCUUUCACCAUUAUGUGUUUUCACUUGUAGGUUUAUAGCAUUCCACUGUUACAUGGUUAAGAUUAUUUCAUCUGGUCAGCAUUUCUGCAAGCCUGCUUUUGAAUACUCCAGCAGAUUAUUGCUAUUAGCUUAAGCAGUAAAUUGUGCUGGAAAAUAUAGAACAACAUAGGUUUAUAUUUCAAGAGUUAAGACUAAAUGAGUAAUUUUGGGUUUAUAUUAAGUCAUGUUAACUUUAUUUAAAUCAUUUAAUAGUGUCUGCAGUCAAUAUAAUUAAAGAUGUGAAAAUUUUAAGAUAUUUUUACUAUUUCUUCAACAUUUCUGAUUGUCCCAUGGGAGUUUAGUAAUGACGUUUUGUCAUAUCAAACUGUGAACACAAAUUUGUACUGUACAGUCUUCUUAUUCUGUAUUCAAUAUAUAUAUGUAUUG
Molecule: messenger RNA, 6773 nt
Organism: Pristis pectinata (smalltooth sawfish)
Lineage: Eukaryota; Metazoa; Chordata; Chondrichthyes; Rhinopristiformes; Pristidae
Product: Krueppel-like factor 3
Exons: 9
Coding region: 271-1563 (430 amino acids)
Biological process (GO): regulation of transcription by RNA polymerase II
Molecular function (GO): RNA polymerase II cis-regulatory region sequence-specific DNA binding; DNA-binding transcription factor activity, RNA polymerase II-specific
Source: RefSeq, a predicted model, not a curated record